AAAUAAAAUCUCAACCGGUGAAGAUAAGCAGUCUCUAAAGAAUCCUUAUUUUAUUAAACCCCCUCCUGACUGAGUGAACAGAUAUAUGGGAGCCCCAGAGUGUCCCCGCUGCCAUCUACGUUCCACCCGGAGACAAAAGCAGCGUUAAACGGCGUCUUUUCUACUCAUUUGUGUUUUACUCAGACUUACAUAAUGUUCAUCUACAAUGAGCCAGACGAUUUCCAGGACUGCCCCUGCGUGGAGCAACUGCACCUUUGUUAAAAGGCAAAGUGUUCAGAUCUUCUGAGAGUUGAGGCUCUCCGAGGUUGGUGUGCCUAACCGCAGCCAGCGUCGAUUUUAGAUUUAUGACAAUAUUGUUAAUAAGUAACUUUUGCAUAACCUGCUCGAGUAACAGGUAGAAUAUAAACUAGUAUCCGGAGUUGUUGCGCCUAACAGUGGCUCAAAUGCCAUCCUCUGAGACACAUAAACAUCGCAUUUUUAUAUAAAUGUACUUUAUAUUCGAUCUCUCUCCUUUUUUUUUUUUUUUUUUUUUUAAAUGUGGAUUCUAGAAAGGUGAACCCGCUUCCCACACGAGGAAUGAAGUGGGCGUCAGUUCCGUUUGUUGAAAGCGCAUUUAGGAGAUGUGACUUUUGAACCGCUGUCAGUCUCAGACCUCCAGGAAUCCAGCGGCUCUUCGUGUGGCUGUGUUUUCAGCACCACGGACGGCUCCUGGCGCGCGGCUCAGCUCCACGCGCGGCUCAAACUUCAGGCAGCUCCACUCGCCUCUUACAUCCAUCCGUCCAUCCAUCUAUUCUUCCAUUCAUCUUUACAGCGACUCUGCUUUUCAGCGUUAAAAAAACAAACAAACAAAAAAAAAACAAACCUGAGUGCUGCAGCAGAAGAAAUGCGUUGGUUUAACAAAGUCCAUUCAUCGCACGUCGGCUUUGGAAACUGAAAGACCCUCCUCAGGCUGUAAUCUACGAAAUCUCUGAAGAAGAGAAGGACGAAGAGGAUGGCACUGAUGUUCUAAAUGGCCUCUGUCAGAAUAAAAACACUGGUGCUUUGAGAUCUGGUGCUGCUGCGCCUUACAGUUCUUUUCCACAGAGCAGCUGUCAUCAAAAGCUGACCAGAAGCUGACCGGAAAACCACAGACAGAACAGUGACCUUGUUUUGCCCAGGGAUAUGUCAUUGGGGAAAUCCCCUGUGUCGGGGGUUCGCCCUCUGCCCCGACCCCUCUGGCUGUCCCACCUCAGCCUGCUGUGCAUAUGUGUGUCUCUCUUUGCCCAUGCUCCCCAGGGUUUGCCUGUGGUGGGCUAUAACACAGACUCUAAGAGGGAGAUCACACUUGACGGAGAUUUGAUGAUUGGCGGACUGUUCCCUGUGCACCAGAAAGGUGAGGGAGCAGAGGACUGUGGGAAGAUCAAUGCACAGAGAGGGAUCCAGAGACUGGAGGCCAUGCUGCUGGCAUUAGAUGAAAUCAACAGGGAUGAACGGAUCCUGCCUGGGAUCAGACUAGGAGCUCAUAUACUGGACACAUGCUCUAAGGACACAUAUGCUCUGGAGCAAUCUCUGGAGUUUGUCAGGGCCUCGCUCACCAAAGUUGAUGACAGUGAGUACACCUGUCCUGAUGGCUCCUAUGCCAUCCAUGAUGACGUCCCUUUGGCUAUAUCUGGGGUAAUCGGAGGCUCCUACAGUGAUGUCUCCAUUCAGGUGGCCAAUCUGCUGCGACUUUUCCAGAUUCCUCAGAUCAGCUAUGCUUCUACCAGUGCUAAACUCAGUGACAAGACCCGCUAUGACUACUUUGCCCGAACGGUGCCCCCUGACUUCUACCAGGCAAAAGCCAUGGCAGAGAUCCUGCGUUACUUCAACUGGACGUAUGUCUCGACAGUAGCAUCAGAAGGUGAUUAUGGUGAGACUGGUAUUGAUGCUUUCCAGCAGGAGGCCCGCGCCCGCCAGAUCUGCAUCGCCACCUCAGCUAAGGUGAGCCGCUCCAUGAGUCGCUGGAGUUAUGAGAAUGUGAUUCGUUCCUUGCAGCAGAAGUCCAACGCCAAGGUGGUCAUCCUGUUUACACGCAGUGAAGACGCUCGUGAGCUUCUGGUGGCGGCUAACAGGAUGAACGUGACCUUUACGUGGGUGGCUAGUGACGGAUGGGGAGCUCAGGAGAGUGUGGUGAGAGGGAGUGAGGCUGUGGCUGAUGGAGCCUUCACCAUCGAGCUGGCCUCAUAUCAAAUCCCACAGUUUAAUGACUACUUCACUGCCCUGCACCCGUACAACAACACCAGGAAUCCCUGGUUCAGAGAGUUUUGGGAAAACCAGUUCCAGUGCAGCCUCCAUGAUCUGGGCUGUGGAAAGCAUUCACUCCGAGAGGCUCCUUUUCAACCAGAAUCCAAGAUCAUGUUUGUAGUGAAUGCUGUCUAUGCAAUGGCUGCUGCCUUACAUAACAUGAGACAGGCCUUAUGUCCGAACUCCACCAAGGUGUGUGAAGCUCUUAAACCUGGAAACGGAAGGAAGUUUUACCGGGACUACAUUCUUAAAGUCAAGUUUGAUGCUCCGUUUCGUCCGCCAGACACAGAGAAUGUAGUCCGCUUUGAUGCCUUUGGAGACAGCCUCGGCCGUUAUAACAUAUUCCACUACCACAAAGAGGGAGAACGUUACGUCUAUCAGAAGGUUGGUUACUGGGCCCAGAGCCUGAUCCUGAACACCAGCCUGAUCCCCUGGCCUGGCCAAGUCGCACCCACCUCCCAGUGUAGUGACCCCUGCAGGAAGAAUGAGGUGAAGAACAUGCAGCCUGGAGAUGUGUGCUGCUGGAUCUGUAUCCCCUGCCAGCCCUACCAGUACCUGCAGGAUGAGUUCACCUGUGCUGACUGCAGCUUUGGACAGUGGCCUCUCGCCAACCUGACAGGCUGUUACGACCUGCCAGAGGAGUACAUCCGCUGGGAAGACGCCUGGGCCAUCGGACCAGUCACCAUUUCCUGUCUAGGGAUGAUGUGCACUCUCUUCGUUAUCGGCCUCUUCCUUAAACACAAUGAGACGCCUGUGGUGAAGGCCAGUGGACGCGAGCUCUGCUACAUUCUCCUUCUGGGUGUGCUGAUGUGUUACAGUAUGACCUUCAUUUACAUCGCCAAACCUUCCACAGCAGUUUGCACACUGCGUCGCCUGGGCUUGGGCACCUCCUUCGCUGUGUGUUACUCAGCCCUGUUAACCAAGACCAAUCGCAUCGCCCGUAUCUUCAGUGGGGUUAAGGAUGGUGCUCAGCGACCCCGGUUUAUCAGCCCAGCUUCCCAGGUUGCCAUCUGCGGCGCUCUGAUCUCCUGCCAGCUGGUAGUAGUGGUGGUGUGGCUGGUGGUGGAGGCUCCAGGGGUGAGAAAAGAAGUGAGCCCAGAGAAGAGAGAUGUGGUCACCCUCAAGUGUAACAGCAAGGACUCCAGCAUGCUCAUGUCUCUCACCUACAAUUGCAUUCUCAUUAUACUCUGCACGUUCUACGCCUUCAAGACCCGCAAAUGCCCUGAGAACUUCAAUGAGGCCAAGUUCAUCGGGUUCACCAUGUACACCACCUGCAUCAUCUGGCUUGCUUUCCAGCCAAUUUUCUAUGUUACUGCCAGUGACUACAGGGUGCAGACCACCACCAUGUGCAUCUCUGUCAGUCUGAGUGGGUCAGUGGUGCUUGGUUGCCUCUUCGCUCCCAAGGUUCACAUCAUCCUGUUCCAGCCGCAAAAGAAUGUCUGCACCCUCAGAGUGGCCACCACCCGCUUCAGCGUCACCACCGGCCCAGGCUCUAGUUUUUCUCAAGCAUCAGCCUCCAAUGUUGUUCCAACAGUGUGUAAUGGACGAGAGGUGGUGGACUCUACAACGUCCUCCUUGUGAAGAUCAACUGAGUUCCUCUGCAAAGCAUUGUAUACAGAGUUAUAUAAUCACUAGUCCUGAAUCAGGUGUCUCAGAUAUUAAAGAGGUCACACAGAUGAUCGUCCUGACUUUGUUGUCCUCAAAGUGCUGUGAGUACAAUGUCCCAAUUAUUUCAUUUUGUUCUUUGACUGGUAGCGAUUUUAAAAGAGAUGCCAAUAAAGUCGCAUAUAGACCUUGUUUUUAUGGAAGAUUCUACUUGCAACAAUGGAGUAAAUUAUAGUAAAUCUGUUAAAUGUAAUAUAUACAAAACAUUUUUAAUGUAGAUUUUGGUGAACCGUUUUGUGCUUUCUUGUAAUUUAUGUAAAUAAAAUGUGUUUUUUAUUAAUACUA
This is a messenger RNA of Sphaeramia orbicularis (orbiculate cardinalfish), 4212 nucleotides long. It is a transcript of the gene grm2a, whose product is annotated as glutamate receptor, metabotropic 2a. Gene Ontology annotation, molecular function: G protein-coupled receptor activity. Gene Ontology annotation, biological process: G protein-coupled receptor signaling pathway. NCBI's taxonomy places the organism in Eukaryota, Metazoa, Chordata, Actinopteri, Kurtiformes, Apogonidae. Gene Ontology annotation, cellular component: membrane. The record is from RefSeq and is a predicted model, not a curated record. Bases 1162 to 3843 code for a protein of 893 amino acids. The transcript has 6 exons.